AUGCUUGUUGAUAAAUGUCUUGUUAAGUCAUAUGAACCAACUGAUGAUGAGAUUAAAACCUACGAUAAGUGGAUCAAGGUUGAUGAGAUGGCAAGAUGCUACAUACUUUCCUCUAUGGCAAAUGUGUUGCAGUAUGAACAUCAGUCCAUGACUACUGCUUAUGAUAUGCCUGAAUCUCUCAAAGAGAUGUUUGGUGAGCAAAAUUGUGCUGCAAAACAAACGGUCAUGAAAGCUCUUUUGACCACAAAAAUGGUUAAAGGAACUUCGGUAAGGGAAUAUGUUCUUAAAAUAAUGAGUUUGUUGAAUGAGUUGGAAAUUCUUAGUGCGGUUAUUGAUAAGGAAUCUCAGAUUAAGAUGGUCCUGCAGACUCUGCCGGAUAGUUUUCAGCAAUUUUGCUUGAAUUAUAAUAUGAAUAAGAUGGACUUAUCUCUUACGAAACUAUUAAAUGAGCUGCAAACGACAGAAUCUAUCAUUAAGCAACAAGCUCCUCCUGCGGCGUUCAUGGCUGACAGGCCAUCAGCUUCGACUUCUAAGCCGAAAGGUGAUAAGAAAAAGAAAAAGAAGCCUCGUAAGGUUUCAGGUGCUUAUGAUGGUGUGGAUAUGCCUAAGGGCAAAUACUCUCAUUGCAAGCAACCUGGUCAUUAUAAGAAAUAG
This is a messenger RNA of Capsicum annuum, 654 nucleotides long. RefSeq lists its product as uncharacterized. The record is from RefSeq and is a predicted model, not a curated record. Bases 1 to 654 code for a protein of 217 amino acids. The transcript has a single exon. Lineage: Eukaryota; Viridiplantae; Streptophyta; Magnoliopsida; Solanales; Solanaceae.